Coregonus clupeaformis (lake whitefish) is the source of this 1323-nucleotide messenger RNA. RefSeq names its product cell adhesion molecule 1-like. Gene Ontology annotation, cellular component: neuron projection; plasma membrane; synapse. The record is from RefSeq and is a predicted model, not a curated record. Lineage: Eukaryota; Metazoa; Chordata; Actinopteri; Salmoniformes; Salmonidae. Bases 51 to 1316 code for a protein of 421 amino acids. Gene Ontology annotation, molecular function: signaling receptor binding. The transcript is spliced from 11 exons. Gene Ontology annotation, biological process: detection of stimulus; cell recognition; susceptibility to natural killer cell mediated cytotoxicity.
UGGCGGUCUCUAGGUGAUUUAGCGCCGCCAGUCUCGAGCAGGUGUCCAACAUGGCGAACACGGGAAACGGAUCUCUCACUAUUUCUCUCUCUCUUUUCGUGAUAUCAGCGGCGUUUCUUCUAAAAGGAGCCGCUGAGACCUUGUCAGUUGAAGGUCAAAACCUGGGGACGGAUAAUGUAUCAGUGAUCGAGGGGGAGAUGGCGACCAUCAGCUGCAGGGUGAAGAACAAUGAUGACUCAGUCAUCCAGCUCCUCAACCCCAACAGACAGACCAUCUACUUCAGAGACGUCAGACCCCUGAAGGACAGCCGGUUCCAGCUGGUGAAUUUCUCCGACAACGAGCUGCGGGUGUCUCUGUCCAACGUGUCACUGUCAGAUGAGGGACGCUAUGUGUGCCAGCUCUACACAGACCCUCCUCAGGAGGCCUACGCAGACAUCACUGUGCUGGUCCCACCAGGCAAUCCAAUCAUCGAUUCCCGAGAGGAUGUGGUCAGUGAGGGGAACGAGACAGAGCUCACCUGUACAGCCAUGGGCAGCAAGCCCGCCGCCUCCAUCAGAUGGAUGAAAGGAGAGCAGGAGCUGACAGGUGAGAUGACGAUGGAUGAGACCUACGACAGGAUGUUCACGGUCACCAGUCGGCUGAGACUCAUCGUGUCCAAGGAGGACGACGGAGCGCCAGUCAGCUGCAUCAUCGAACACCCAGCCGUGAAGGACCUCCGGGCACAGAGAUACCUGGAAGUGCUAUAUCAACCAGAAGUGAAGAUCGUUCAGGCGUUUCCUGAAGGUUUAACAAGAGAGGGAGAGAAUCUAGAGCUGACGUGCAUAGCAAAUGGCAAACCACAGCCCCAUCAGAUCAGCUGGCUCAGAGUGGAUGAUGAUGUGCCGUCUCACACCGUCAUCACCGGCUCUGACCUCUUCAUCGAAAACCUCAACAAGUCGUACAACGGCACGUACCGUUGUGUGGCCUCCAACGCCGUGGGAGAGGCCUACGAUGACUACAUCCUCUUUGUAUACGAUGCUCCUACCACGAUCCCCACACCCACCACCUUGAACCUAGACAACACCCAAGACUCCAGAGCUGGUGAGGGGGCACCACAGAAGAUAGACCACGCUGUCAUCGGAGGCGUGGUUGCCGUGGUGAUGUUCGCUAUCCUCUGUGCACUCAUCAUCCUGGGGCGCUACUUCGCCAGACACAAAGGCACCUACUUCACACAUGAAGCCAAAGGGGCAGACGACGCAGCAGAUGCAGACACGGCCAUCAUUAAUGCAGAGGGGGGACACAACAACACGGAGGAGAAGAAGGAGUACUACAUCUAAUGAUGAG